GAGACAUUUAGUGGAUAUAACACUUUGAAGAGAUUUGUUUCACUACAUUAUAUUUCGUUUAAAAUUUACUUUCUCUUCUUUUGAAAAAUGAAACUUUGGACUUUUCUUCCCUGGCUGCCUUGCCUUUUAAUUUUUAUCAUGUGUUUGGGAUCUGAGUGCGGGACUGUCCGGAGAAUGGUGAGAUCUAAAAGAGACUUGGUGCGCAUUAGGGAAGCCAGAAGUUCCUUCCCAGGGGCUUGUGCCACACGUCUGCCUCGGGGCAAACGAUCCUUGCCCGGGAUGGAUCGACGGUCGCCUCGCCAGCAUCGUCGCUCCUCCCAGGCGGAGGAGAGCUCUUCAGGUCGGGGAAAAGCUGUUUAUUUUACCGGCAGAGGAGAUCAGCUACGACUGAAGCCGACUGUGGAGGUACCGAGAGGAAAUUUUACCCUGGAAAUGUGGAUCAAACCAGAAGGAGGGCAACGGUCACCCGCAGUAAUAGCAGGACUCUAUGAUAAGUGUUUCUAUGCCUCCAAUGACCGGGGCUGGCUGCUGGGAAUUAAAGCCGUGAGUGAGCAGGGCAACCGGGAUCCUCGCUUCUUCUUCUCCCUCAAGACUGACCGUGCCCACAAGGUCACCUCUAUUACCUCCAACACACGCUACCUGCCCCAUCAGUGGACCCACCUGGCCGUCACCUAUAAUGGGCAGCACAUGAAGCUGUUUGUGAACGGCGCCCAGGUCGCUGUGAGCCGCGAGCAGUCAGGUGAGGUCUUCAGCCCCCUCACCAGGAAGUGCAAGGUGCUGAUGAUUGGCGGCAAUGCCCUUAACCACAACUACCGUGGUAUGGUGGAGCACCUUCACCUAUGGCGACGUGCCUGCUCCCAGCCGGAGAUCAUGAGGGGCAUGCAGAGGCGGAACCGAGACGAGCCAGAUGACAUUAGCCAACUGGUCAUCCAUGAGAGCUUCAUCAACGCCUCUCAUAAGUGGCUCACUGUGAAAGAUGGCAGCUUCCCGCAGGCAGAGAGGGCAGGUCGCCCUGGAGUGGGAGAUGCGGGAAAGUGGCUGGACACGGUGCUGGAGCCUCCGCCCUGUGGUCAGACAGUUUGCGAUAACGUGGAUGUGGCGAUAAACUAUAACCACUUCUGGACCUUCCGCAAGCCCAAGAUGGUGCGCUACCGGGUAGUGAAUGUCUACGAUGACUCCCGUCACAAGCCGACCGUCACGGAGCACCAAAUCCACCUGCAGCACCAGCACCUGAACGAGGCCUUCCGCAUGUACAACAUCACCUGGGAGCUGACUGUCCACAACGUGUACAACUCCUCGCUGCGACACCGCCUGGUGCUGGCUAACUGCGACAUUAGCAAAGUUGGCGACGAGGAAUGCGACCCCGAAUGCAACCAUACGCUUACCGGUUUUGAUGCUGGCUUCUGCAAGAAGCAAAGGACUAACUGUCCCGACAGAAAACAGGGCAACGAAGAGUGUGACCCGGAAUGCAACUGGGAUAACUUCAGCUACGAUCAAGGAGACUGCUGUAACCCCAACAUCACUGAUGUCACGAAGACGUGCUUUAAUCCUGCUUCACCACUACGAGCGUUUCUGGAUGUCAAAGAGCUAAAAGAGAUAUUGAAUCUGGAUGGCUCCACACAUCUCAACAUCUUCUUUGCCAACUCCACGGAUGAAGACCUGGCUGGGGUUGCAACCUGGCCCUGGGAUAAAGAAGCAUUAACACAUUUAGGAGGGAUUGUGCUGAAUCCUUCCUUUUAUGGCACGUUUGGUCACACUCACACCAUGAUCCACGAGAUCGGUCACAGUCUGGGCCUCUACCACGUCUUCAGAGGGAUCUCUGAGGUCGAGUCGUGUAACGACGCCUGCUGGGAGACAGAGCCCUCUCUGGAGACAGGUGACCUGUGUGCUGAUACCAACCCCACGCCCAAGUACAAACACUGCAGGGACCCUGAGCCUGGAAAUGACACCUGUGGGCGGCGUCAUUUCACGCACACGCCCUAUAAUAACUAUAUGAGUUACGCAGACGAUGACUGCACUGACUCAUUCACACUUAACCAAGUGGCUAGAAUGCACUGCUACCUGGACCUCAUCUACCAGUCCUGGCAGCCAAGCAGCAAGCCACCCCCUCUGCCCAUGGCACCCCAAGUGGUGGAGCAGGAAGACGAUGCGCUCCUGCUGGAGUGGUUCCCGCCCAUCACAGGGAACUUCUACGACAGAGAAGUGGGAUCAGUAUGUGAUAAAUGCACAGAAGGGAGGGUCCUUAUGCAAUACGCCUCCAACUCCUCAUCUCCCCGCCCCUGCGCUCCCUCAGGACACUGGAGCCCUCGGGAGGCUGAAGGCCCACCAGACGUGGAGCAAGCAUGCGAGGCGAGCGUGCGCACCUGGAGCCCGAAUUCCGGCAUGGAUUCCAGCAGCGUGGGCUCCCCCCCGUGCCCCCUGCAGGGCUGCAUGCUGCAGCUGGAGUUCCUUCACCCUCUGGUGCCCGACUCCCUCACAGUAUGGGUGACCUUCUUCUCACCUGAGGAGACCCAGCUGCCAGCCAUUCAUAACAUCGUGCUCCUGACCGUCGGCGGUAACAACAUCUCCCUGGGUCCUUGGGACGUCUUCUGUGACACCCCGCUCACUAUCGAGCUGUCGGUGCAGGAGGAGGUGUACGGCGUGCAGUUCUUUACCAUGGAGCAGCACCUGGAGAUCGACGCCACGCUGCUGUCCUCCAGACCCGACUGCCCGCUGUGCCACGGCUGCCAGCCACUGCGAUACCGUCUGCUGCGCCAGCCGCCCUUCUCUCAUGCUCCCCUGGGCGUUCUGGUGUCAGACCCCAGCCGCAGAUAUGUCGACAGAGAUGUGGAGCCCGGUGUAGUGUACACAUAUCAAGUGCUGACUGUAUCCAAGCGAGCUGAAAGUGAACCAUCACCUCCCCUCAUUCACCAGCUGGGGGCGCCAUACUGCGGUGAUGGCCAUGUCCAAAGGCUUUUGGGUGAACAGUGUGAUGACAUGAAUUCUGUGAAUGGAGAUGGGUGUUCAAGCCAGUGCAAGAAGGAAACUUUCUUCAACUGCAUAGAUGAGCCCAGCAUAUGUUACUUUUAUGAUGGAGAUGGUAUCUGUGAAGAAUUUGAGCGGGAAACAAGUGUGCGGGACUGCGGCCUCUACACGCCAAGUGGUUUCCUGGACCAGUGGGCCACGAAGAUUGAGGUAUCCCACGAGGAGAGUGUUCACUGCCCAGCAGAUGUUGCUGUGGGGUACCCUGCGGUGACCAAGACCUGCCAGUCAAAGGCAUUUGACCUCUCCGAUGGAGUGUCCCAGUAUGCUUGGUUCCCAUGUCAAGAGGCCCAGCAGCAGUCUUGGAACCCUCACUACUGGCUCAAGGCACACUAUUCUCACCCAAUGGUUGCUGCUGCUGUCAUAAUUCAUUUGGCUGCAGAUGGGACCGGUUACAUUGACCAGACCCAAUGCAAUAUUACUGUUCAACUAAUGGACACCAAGGAGCAAAUACACAGUUUAGGGGAAUGGCGUCUAAGCUGUAGGAACAAUCCCUUGGUGAUUCCUGUGCACCAUGACCUGAGCAUGGCCUUCUACCGCACCAAAGCUAUUGUGGUGAAGUUUCGCUCACAUUUGGUGGCUAUCUCUGGGGUGGGUCUCCGGUCCUUCCAAUACUUUGACCCCAUCACCAUCAGCGGCUGCCAGAGCAAUGAGAUAUACAACCCUAUGGGUCAGAGUUGUGUUCAUUACUCAUGCGAGGCCAUCUACUGUCAAGGACCUCUCAUCCGCAAUGCUGAAAUGGCAUGCAGCAGUCCUAGAUACUUUAAUGGGGCUCGCUGCACAGUCACUUGUAACCGUGGAUAUGUGCUGCAGAUCCACCGGGAUGAUGACAUCAUCAAGACCCAGUCUGACUCCAUAGUAACUAUCACCUGUGCCGAUGGCAAGUGGAACAAGCAGGUGACUUGUGAACCUGUGGACUGUGGUCGACCAGACAAGUAUCAUGUGCACCCAGCUGUCUUCCAUUUCCCUGAGGGAACCACCUAUGGCAAGAGAUGCACCUUUCAGUGCAAAGAGCCCGCUCAGCUCGUAGGAUCCAACAACACUCUGACCUGCAUGGAGGAUGGCAUGUGGUCUUUCCCAGAGGCGCUCUGUGAGUUGCGCUGUCCCACACCACCCCCAGUUCCCAACGCCAUCCUGCAGACCCGGCGGUGCAAUUUCACUGGCCUGAAGGUGGGCUCUUUCUGCAAGUACAAGUGCAAGCCUGGCUACCACGUCGCCAACACUGACAAGUUGAGAAGUGAUGCUGUCUCCGUCCCCAGGCGUGCAUUCAAGAGGCAGUGCACCGAGGAUGGGAGCUGGCAGGAGGGAGCCUGCGAGCCGGUGACCUGUCCUCCUCCCCCCCCUGUCUUCCACGACAGCUUCCGGUGCACCGACGGCUUCAGGUUCAACAGUGACUGCUGGAUCAACUGCGACGCAGACAACCACACGGGUCCUACUACCAACGUGAUCCGAUGCAGAAAGGAUGGAAAUUGGACUGGUUCAUUGAAGAUUUGCCCUCAGAUGAAAGGACGGUGCUCCCUCCCUCAAAACCUCAGUCCCAGCAUCCGUGUCAGCUGUAAGAAUGGACAUGGAAUAGGUGAAGAGUGUGAAUUGAUGUGCAAGGACAGAAACAACAAUGUGGUCGUCCUGCCCAACAACACAACAGUAGAGACCAUAAUGAAAGACCACUGGAUGAAUCCGCCCAAAGUCAAGAGUAUUGUGUGUACGAUGGGCCUGAAGUGGUACCCACAUCCAGAAACACUACACUGCAUUAAAGGUUGUGAGCCUUUCAUGGGUGACAAUUACUGCGACGCCAUCAACAACCGAGCAUUCUGUAACUAUGAUGGUGGAGACUGCUGUCAUUCAACUGUCAAAACUAAAAAGGUUAUUCCAUUUCCGAUGUCCUGCGACAUCCGAGAAGAUUGUGCCUGCCGGGACCCCAACGCCCAGGAGCAUAGCAAGGGGGGCCUUCCACAUUCCCUGGGCUGAGUCCAGCGAUCCCCUGAGUGGCCCUCUCAUCAGGGGGCGUGCCUGGGGGAGCCAUACAUUCCUUGCUACAUGCUGCUUACAGGAGUACCUCUCCAUUCAUAUUGCACCCCUACAUGUCUGCCGACCUGCCUUCUCACCAGGAAGAAAAUAAAAAGACUGAAGUGGGUAUGAAACCAUUUACACCAAAAUAAAAUCACAAUGGAAUGAAAGAACAAAUGAACAGACAGACAUAAAAGAACCCAACGACACGUGAGAAAAUAUAGUUUUACACAAAGAAAGAAAACCUGAAAACAAAUCAUGUCACUGUCUAGUUUUGUGCCGGUUUACCAUUUUGUCCUUUAUUGUCUUGAUUUUCCUAAGAUAAGAAAAAACUGAAAUUGCUCAUCAGAGACCGAUAACAAAUCCAAAUGGAAAUGUCUUUGGUUUAAUAUUUACAUACAUACAUGCAUAUAUGUGUGUGUGUGUAUAUAAAUACAGUAACAAAAUAUAAGAAAAAAAACAUCUGAAAUAACAUACCAAAAAAAAACCUUAUUGACAGUAACCUGUGACCAUUUAUAAGCCCUUAUGAUUAUCAUUUUUAUCUAUUUGUGUGCUCAUAAUGGUUGAUCUGCAAGUGACAAAAGAAUAGAAAACAGAGAGGGGAGAGUCCUCAGAUUGGACCUUUCAAAAGUAAUUCAUAAUGUUUAUUUAUAUGUGUCACAGGUUGUAAGUGAUGAGUACAGAGCUGAGAUUUGAUUUGAGGAAGAAAGCGUUUUAUUUGUUAAUUAAAAGGAAAAAUACAUUAUAGAAAAUAGUGCCAAUAUUGUCAAAUUACAAUACAGACUGUUGUGAAAUUCAUAGGAGAAGAAGAUGAUUAUGGGGGGAAAGUGAGGAAGAUCAGUUGCAUUAGUACAGCUGUUGCUGCUGCUAAUUUUGCUGCUAUUUGCCAUAUGGCCAAACAUCCUGAUUCUGCAGACCAUUCAUGUGAGACCGUGAUGCUCAAUAGUGUAUUAUUCGCUUAAAAGCUUACCUCCAACCAGGAUACAUAAAUGUACGUGCGUGCGUGUGUGUAUGAAAAUGCUAUAAGUUCACACAGAGUAAAUGCCUUCAAACAUAUAUAAAUAUACAUAUAUAAUAGGUUUGUGAGGACGUAUCCAUAUGUGUCACUGCAUGGGUUCACACUCACAGAUGCACACCUGAUAAGUAGCUGGUAGUGGAUUUUAUAAACUUGACAUGCCAAAAUAAUUUCUGUCCUUCACAUACAGAAUGCCCUCAAAACACAUAUGCCAAAUAUAAAAAACUGUAAAACCUCUGAUAUUGGUAGGGCCAUUUUUUAAUUACUUAGAAAAAAUAACGGGGGAGAUAUUGGUGGAUGUAUGAUUGUAUAUCAGUAUGCAACUAUGAAACAUGUGCACACUUGAAAAAUUGGCUUCACAAACUUGUCUCUGUAUGGUAUUCAUGUUGUAUCUUAUUAAGGACUUAUGAACCUUAAGAAUCAAGCAACAUUUCUACGGCCCUAUUCAUAACAUAUAUAACAAUGAUACAAUGAACAAUGCUAUUUCCGUCAUUAUUUCUCAUUUUUUUCCUGCCGUGUUCACCUGUUUAUGUAUUUCAUUGUGACAUUAAGAAUGUAAUUUAGGACAAUAAUCUCCUCAGUGUCAAUGAGGUAACAUGAAUCAUUGAUUCAGGCGUUGUGGCAAUCAUCUUUUUGACUGCAUAUUUUAGUAGCAAACCAAAUAGAGAUGAUCAUUUACUUGUCUCCAGUCAAGCGUGAAAGCUAGUGAAGUGAUUUUUAUGUCCAGGUGAAGUGGCAGAAGGGCUGGAUUCUUUGUGAUGGUCUUUGUGACUAUGGCUAAGAAUCUGACCAAGACUGUAUCAGUAGGUCCCGGAUAAUGAUUGUGCUGUUCAGAUUUAUUCCCAAAUUCAAUUUUUCAUCUGCCUAUUCUUGGUGUUGUUAGGUCUAUUUUUAAGCUGGAAAUGAGGGGCACAUGGACCAAAACUAUUUAAUAUUUUUGGAGGGAAAUUCUUGACUUUAUUUCAAAACACUGAGCUAAAGAGAACAGACCUUUAUCUCUCUUUCGCAUUCACUUUCUAAAAAUCACAGAAACAUGAACACACAAAGAUGCAAAAUCCCUUUUAAAGACCCUAGCCUAAUGUCAGCAGUUUCCCCGCUCCCCUACCACUACAGCCCCCUAAAAGAUAUACAUCCCAUCAAGAAUGGUUUUUAGGUGGGAUGUUCCACAGUCUCUUGUGUAGUUAAGUUACUCUUUUUUGAGGGACCAUCGUAAGCAUGUUCGUGCUGUUCUUCCUCCUGCCGCUUCUCUAACCUGGUUUUAACUGUGGCUUCUUCUAGGUCAUUACCUGUGUUGUUUGGAACAGUCUCUGUCAUGCUGUAACACACUCACACUGCAGCUGUACUCUUGACACGUUUCUCUGGAUUGAGAGGUUUACCAAAAGUUAUGUGUCUAUUACUCGCCAUUAUGUUGGAGAAAUUGGCAGGAGUUUUCUGUAGAUUUUGUAAUGUUGGUUUUGUGAAUAGCAUUAGGUCUGGAAGGAAUGACUAUAUGAAAUGUGUAGUAUAUUUUAUUUUUCUUGUUAUUGCCGUUUUUGUUUUUGCAAGAUGUACUCAUACUUAAUCAGUAUUUCUGUUAUUGACCUCAGUUACUGCACUUGUUUUUUGUACAGUCAUUUUAAAGUCUACUUUUAAAAAAAAGCUGCUAAAAUCAAACAGGUUUAUUUUUUUCUUUUUUUUUUUUAAAGUGUAGUAUAUUUUAUUUUUACUCUGUUAUUAUAAAAUGUUAACCAUUCAUUUAUUAUUGUUGUCAAUGUGGAUUUAUCACUUAUCUUUUCACACACAUUUAGAAAUUUGCGUCGCUUAAAACAUUCAGAUAGUCUUAAGUCGAGAAACCGUACUGAGUAAAGUGCAGCUACCGAACCAAGGACAAUCAGAGUAAGAUCUCAUGGAAAUGAAAGCCAGCUUACUGUAGCCUCACGGCUUGCUUACAGCAUAGCUUUUCCAAGACCAAGUGGUAAAAUGUGCAGGGGACAACAAAAGACCUAGGAGCAGGUUGUACAGUAGGUUAUAAAGAUAAUGACAGUUAAGUACAAUUAGUUUUUUUUCAAUACGUAGGUCAGGUAAAACAAAUGUAUUGUUCUGUGAUAAUUAAUCCACAUGUGCUUUUUGAAGAUACUGUCAAAUUGUAUGUAACUGUAUGCAAAAUACUGCUGCUUUAAACAUAUUACCAAUAGGCAGGGAGUGUACAACAUAUAAUUGCGAUACAAUACCAGUUCAUAUGAUUAUUAAUGAAUAGAUAUGUAGAAAUAUAUGAAAAUGAAAUAAACCCUCACUUCUCAAUGCUUAGAGGACUCCUGGAAAACAGCCACACAACCAAUCUGUUUCCUCUCAUCAGCCCAGCAUCAAUAUACACAUGAUCUCCCUCCAAUGAGCUGAUCAAAUGUUAGUACUGGACCAAGCUGCUUACCUGUCAUCCCCCUGUAUCUAUUUUUUGCAACAUUCUCAUUGAUAAUCUGUUUCUUUGCUGUCAGCAAAACUACAAUUCAAAACUGUGAGCAAUUUCUUUUGUCUGACCAUGAUUGCCCUUGUGAAACACACAACUAAACUGUAUUUUUUCUUUUUUUUUAUACUACCUUUCUCAAGCCAUGAAAACGCAAAUUAAAUAAAUGGAAUUUCUGGGAAGAAAUGUUAAUGAAAAGGGAAAAAGAAUGAUUGACAGUCUACUGUAAGCACCACAAAACUUUUUUGCUUUACCUCAUGCCUGUAAUGUUUGCUGCUUCUGUUUUUAGCUAUUUUAGUAAUUUAAGUCUCAUAGCAAUAUAUAAUGGUGUAAAUAGAAUUAUUUAUUGAGAAUGUCAUCUUUUUAAUUUAUAUUCACACAGUGUUCAUCUAAGUUAUUUUUUACUUUUUGCCAUUGUAAUAUUAUUUGAUGUGAGGUCAAUUUUUUUUCUGUCAUCUGUUUUUUUUUCUUUCCUUGUUCCCAUAAACUACAGGUCUAACCUUACUGCGAUACACAAUUAAACGAAAGAAAACACACUAUAAUCCAGAAAAUGUUUCUCCAUGGCUUUUUUAAAAUUCUCUUUUAAAAGUCUCUUCCUCUUUAAUUACUUUCAGAUACACACUAAAUGUUACUGCGUAUUCGAGGGGUCCUCAAAGUCUUGUUUAGAACAAGGAUGUAGGGUUUUGACAGAUUUAAAUAAGAUUUUUUAUUUUUUUUGAGAGGGCUAUGGAUUAUUGCUGUAAAUUAUGUAAUAGAUAAAGCAUAUUGAUCCAGAAUCUGGCUAAUCAGGUGUAGUGAGGAAGUCCAGCUGUAUGUUCAGAUGUAGCAUAAGGAACAAAAGACUAACGGAAAAUACCAAUGUGCUACCUGCUUUUUCGUGUAAUUCGGUUUUUGGGAUUUGGGUUGAGUCGUCCAUUGAGAAUUUGUUACAUGAGAAUUGGUUUACUGGGAAACAAUCUCGUAAUUCUUGUAUUUGUCUUAAUGUGUUAUUUCAUUCCACACCAAAUAUGCAAAGUACUGUUGAAGUACAUGUAUUAUAUAAUUAAAAAAAUAUAUGUCUGAAAGAGCAGGCUUUAGACAAGGUCAAAGACUUCAUUCAUUGUUUUGAUGUUACACUUUACUGUAAUGUUUGCAAGUCUUAUGGCAUGUGUUCCUCAAAGAUCAUAUUUUACUAAAAUAAAGUAUUUACUUAAGUUUAGUACAUAUUUUAACAUAAUUGCAUAAUUAAUAAAGCUCCUUUGGACUUUUGGAAUUCUCUAUAUUGGUAUCAGGGCAUUCCAGAAAUCGUGAUGGUAACAGUGGCACCAGCCUUUCCGUUACUUAACUCCAUCUACAAAAUGCAAUAACCUACAAGGAAGAGAUCGUUUCAGCAGCUGUGCUACACCUUGAUAAUGAGCUCAUUCUCCCUCUGUCCCUUUCUCCAUAUUCCUGUACUCUUUCAUAUAUUAAUAUUCUAAAUAAUUGUAUUUUCUCCUGAAGUAGGCAGAAUUUUUGUUUUGGAUAUAAUGCAGAUUAUCCCAUAUAAUGACAUGUUGGUAUUUGGUUUUGGUACAUAAUAAUAAUAAUAAUAAUAAUAAUAAUAAUAGCAGUUUCAUUUGAAGGCAUUACAGUAGUUAAGUUCCAAAUUGUGGUGGCUUUAGUUUUCAGAACUAAGACAGAAUUUUUUUGAUUAUUUGUAUUUUGCGCUCAUUUCAUUUCAGUUUUAAUAUCGACUUUUCACUUGUCUGUCCCCAUCUUCCAUUAUCUUGUUCAUAAUUUAGGUUACAUAAUUCAGUUGUAGCAUGUCCGCAUCAGGAAAAUGUAAAGCAUUUGUUUUUUGCUUAUCAUACUGAGGGACAAGAAUGUGAUUGAGAAUUUAGAAGUGGCGUAUGAAAAGACUUUAGAAUUCACAUUAUAUAGCAGGACACACCAAGCAUCUGAAUGUGAAACUUCUUUUGUUGGUUACCUCGCACAUGUUCAGUAGUGAGGUCAUUCAGACAGGUCAAUUUUCAUAUUGUACUAAUCAGACUUUGGCUGGAAUAUGAGCUCCUCAGUUUUCAGUUAAGUCAGUGUUUGGGAAGUAGUCCUGAACUGCCAUAAAACUGGAUAAAUACCACUUCACAAGACACAAAAAAAGCUUUUUUUAAAAUAAUAAAUGUUACAUAAAGUUUAUAGUCCUCCUCUUAUUGGUCAUAUUUCCCCUUUGUAUUGUACAUUUUCAGUUCAUGUUUAUUAAAAUAAUAGGUCAUCUCAGUGAAUUGCAAAAUUUGUUUUUGCUAGCAAAUCCAGGAAAAUGGAACAAAUUGAGGGUUUCUUUGUAGCAACCAUUGCUAUUAGAUGCACAGAGAAUAUAUUUAUAUUUCCAGAGCAGUUCCUCCUUUCAGUCAUGUCAUCUUCAUUGCGGUAGUCGGCACUCCUGGAUCGCUCUGCCUCCCUACUCCCAUUUCAGUGAAAACUUUCGUAGGGGCGCUGAGUGUACACAACCGAAAGCCCCCCAAUCUCUCCCCCGGAACACAACAGAACUUUCUUCAUCGUGUGCCUGCUAUGUAACUAGGCAGAGGGUUAGAUCUGUACUUUUACACUGUUAUGGUAUCCAUACGCACUGUUAAACCUGGUGGAAUCCACUCCUCACAGCCCAUACACCUAAUGCACUGUUUUGGACACUUACCACAAUCAUUUUAUGUUCAGUUGAUUUUUUACAGUUCUAAAAUCAUCUUAUUU
Brienomyrus brachyistius is the source of this 11183-nucleotide messenger RNA. RefSeq names its product pappalysin-1-like. Gene Ontology annotation, molecular function: metallopeptidase activity; protein binding. The record is from RefSeq and is a predicted model, not a curated record. The coding region runs from base 88 to 4989 and encodes 1633 amino acids. NCBI's taxonomy places the organism in Eukaryota, Metazoa, Chordata, Actinopteri, Osteoglossiformes, Mormyridae. The transcript has 22 exons.